AUGCCUCUUGGCGUCAUCGAGACAUCCGUCGCGAACGUCCCGGGGACAGUGUCUCUCCUCGACGAGGGAACCGGAGACACGGCCAACCAUCUCAAGCACGGCACGGGCAAGAAUUCGCACAUCGUCCUAGUCCCGCAGCCCUCGGACGACCCAAACGACCCAUUGAACUGGCCGCUGUGGAAGAAAGACGUCGCCUACGCCUCCGUCUUCGUCGGCACCAUCAUCUUCGCCGCCGUCCCAGCCCCAAUGCUGGCGCCCGCCACCGUCGUCCUGUCAGGCAUCCUGGGCGUCACCCUGGACGAGGUCGCCGAGCUCUCCGGAUACCAGCUCCUGCUCGUCGGCUGCUUCGGCCUCGUCGUCUCGGCGCUGGCGCGCAAGUACGGCAAGCGCCCGCAAUUCGUGUUCGCUGCCGUCAUGGGCGUCGUCGGCACCGCCGUCUGCAUCGCCGCGCACGAAGACUACGGCACCCUCCUCGCAGGGCGGCUGGUGCAAGGCUUCGGCACCACCGCGUUUGAGAGCCUGUCCGUGGCUAUGCUGGGUGACAUGUACUUCGUCCACGAGCGCGGCGUGCGCACCGGCAUCAUGGUGCUCUGUCUGACGUGCAUGUCGUCGCUCGUCGCCAUCAUCGGCGGCCCUAUAACGGCGAGGCUGGGGUGGCGGUACAUGUUCAUCGUGCAUCUGCCGUUCGCCGUCGCCGGCGCGCUGGCCGUCUUCUUCUUCGUGCCUGAGACGCAGUUCCGGCGCCGAGACCAGGAUGGCAGGCUGCCUGCACACGGUCCGGGUCCGGACGCGUAUGCGGACACGGAGCAACGCCCGGAUAAGCGCGAGGGGAACGUCAAGUGCCUUGAGAGCGUCGAUGUAGCCGCCCCGAGGCCGGAGAAGUCGUACUUGCGGAGCCUGGCACUUUACAACGGAAGCUUCACGGACGAGUCUCCGAUCAAGCUAUCAAUCGCGCCGCUAGUGGUGCUCGUAAAUCCAGCAGUGUUCUGGACCAUCCUAGACGCCGGCAUCAUCGUGGCAUUCUACGUCAGCCUCUCCUACGUCCUCGCACAAAUCUGGUCCGCCCCACCAUACAACCUCACCCCAGAGGGCAACGGUUACUUUUACGUCGGCGGCCUCAUCGGCGGCCUCAUCGGCGGCAUCGGGUCCGGCGCGCUCUGCUCGGCGACGUCGCGGGCGCUGGCGCGCCGCAACCGGGGCGUGCACGAGCCCGAGUUCCGGCUGCCGGCGCAGGCGGUCGCGGCGGCGCCGCUGCUGGGCGUCGGCUACUUCGUCUUCAUGUGGGACGUGCGGCACCCGACGGCGGCGGGAGCGGGAUACCUCCUCGGCGCCUUCUGCCACGGGUGCGUGUGCUGCGGGGUUACGGUGGCGUCGGGGUCGGCGGCGCUGUAUGUUUUGGAUGCGUACAAGGAGCAGGCGACCGAGAUCUUCAUCGUGCAGAUGACGGCGAAGAACCUGCUUUUCUACGGCUUCUCCACCUUUGUCAACUCGUGGGUGACGGAAGAUGGGCCGGCGCAGUUGUUCAAGGUGUACGGGGUCGCGUCGUUGUGCAUUGUUGCCACGUGCAUCCCGAUGUACGUUUUUGGCAAGCUCAAUCGACGGUGGAUGCACGGUUUCUCUUCGGUCCAACGACUGGGGGCAGCGUAUAUGUAG
Diplodia corticola is the source of this 1653-nucleotide messenger RNA. RefSeq names its product major facilitator superfamily. The transcript is spliced from 10 exons. Gene Ontology annotation, biological process: transmembrane transport. Gene Ontology annotation, molecular function: transmembrane transporter activity. NCBI's taxonomy places the organism in Eukaryota, Fungi, Ascomycota, Dothideomycetes, Botryosphaeriales, Botryosphaeriaceae. The record is from RefSeq and is a predicted model, not a curated record. Bases 1 to 1653 code for a protein of 550 amino acids.